AAUUGAUUUGCGUCACUUCGCGUCCGUCACUUUGCUAGGAAUACAUGUAUAUGAUCUAAGAUGAGGUAUCAAGAUCACAAAAUAAAAAACAAAAAGAUGAAAAAAUAUAUAUCAAUAAUAAACUCGCUCGAAUUUCAAGCUUUAUAGUUUUAUUUUGUUUCUCUGGCCAGAGAUAUGUAUCUAGAAAGGUUAAAAUGAAAUUCAUUGUACUUUCUAUAAAUUUACAGUGAUGUAGUUGUAAAAUAAAAAUUAUUUCUGUUUCCACAUAUAAAAAAAGACGGGUGAAACGUAUACGAUGUGUGGUCGAAUACCCAAGACAUGUCAUCCGGAACAAUGUUCUAGAAUGGGGAUACCAACUUCGUCAGAAAUUCGUGAUUGUUUAGGUCCGUCUUUGGCACAAGUCUUUUUUCAAUAUAGUCACGAUGACACGAAAAAAUUGUUGGACUUAAUAGCCCCGGAAAAGUCGCCGCCACCCUGCUUUACUAUUCAAAUUAGUGACAAUAAAUUAGUGUCGCUUGCGCAUAACGAAACUGUCAAAGCAAAUGUGCACGAAAACAUACUAGAAAUCGGCGAGACCCUCUUGGAACGUUUCCGUAAACAAAUCGAAAAUGAGUUACGUGAUAAAAUAGAAAAACAGUCGCAAGAGAAGUUUUAUAUGUAUCAAGCAAAGAAACGCCGGGAGGCUGAGAUAAAGUCGCAAGAGUUGCAUGCAAAAUAUGAAAACUAUUUUAAAACAGUGCAAAAUGAAAUUCAGAAACAGAUUGAAAUUGAAUGGGCAAACGUCAGCACCCAAUGGGUGAUAAAAAUGCAGAAAGCUGUCGUACAAGAGCGAAUAAAAGUAACACAAGAGCUGAUGCAGAAUAUGCGGACCGAGAUGGCUUACGUGAUACAGUCGUUGUAUCGAGAAUUCGAGGAAUCGUUUCGCGCUGAUAGAGAGAAUAUAAUCGCUGAUUUUAAUGAAAUUAUGAGAACAACGUACGUGAAACUGGACAAAGAAAAGAGAGAGUUUGAGGAGAAAGUGGGUAGAGAGCUGCAUGUACAGAAACACCAGCUUGAAAUGCAAAAUACUGUAGACGUAAUCAACGUCCAUUGUCUAGAACAGUUGCGAUGCUGCCGAGAAAAACAUAUUAUACAUGAACACUUUGAGAAGGAAAUUGAAGGAUUGCGCGGGUUGAUUGCUCGCCUGAACGACGUCAUAACAGCGAUGAGAGAAGAGAUAAUUAAUUGCCACUCGGAGAAGAAAUCGUUGGAAGAACAAUUUUGCGAAGUGGCUAGACAGUUUCAGAAGUUUAUCAAUUUCGUAUUUUCUGCGGUGCCAGGACAAGCGCAGUAUUUGCUACCGUUGGAAGUACAACGAUUAUCAGUACCAGAUAAGGAUGAAAACGAAGAAACAUGUGAACAAAAUUUGUAAACGUACUUACUUGCGCCGUUUCUAUGUAAAAUGAAUGACACGCUCUGUUAAGAAUUUUAUUAAGUAAAUAUAAACCGACGGUUUCUCUAAAGAAAUGUCAGGUUAGAAAUAAUAUAGAAAUAAUAUAAGUAAAUAAGAUCUGCAACCAUUCGUCUGAUAGUUUAUUAGGGUGAGAAAUACACCAUUAAAAAAAAACUGACAUUACUUAUCGUUCGGUAUAAUACGAAUCUAAAUGAUAAUAAAUGCAUGAUGCAAUACUGAAAAUUAAAUCAUCCAUUGUGAAGCAAUAAUAGUACAAUAUAUUUGUCAUUAUCUCGUGAUAUCUAUACUUGAACACACAAAAAGUCUUUCAAAACGUUCAAUGAACGUGCCGGAUGGAUUUAAAAUAAUCCGUGAUAUGUUUAUAAAAAUGCGAAAUGUUUACAAAGAUAACUACGGCGUACAAGUGCUUACAUUAAUCCCACCUUUAGAUGUUGCAAUUUCAUUCGUGUCUUUUCUAUGAAAUUCUAUAUACUACGUGGAGAUGAUUCAAUUAAUCGUGUUACGAUAAGUUCUAUUGCACACGCAAUGUUUCAUUGAUAAUUAUCAAAUAUGUCAUAUAAAUAAUGAAUGAACAAUACCAGAACUGAGACAUUGCAUGUACAACAAAUAAUUUUUCUCGGAAAUAACUUUAAUUAAGUUUAUCUUUUUUCAACGUUUGAUGUAAUCAAUUAGCACGUUUAGAUGUCUUCUUCAUUUUAAUAAUUAUUUAAACAUACUUUCGUAUGCACGUUAUACUGUUAAAGUGUAGUAUCAUGUUCAGGAGAAUCCGAAGAACAAUUUUAUAGAUAUAAAAAACAACUGCACUCAUUGCUUCGAGAAAAUUUAGUUAAUUAAAUAUUUAGUACUGUAAUGAAUUCACGUAGACAAUAAACUCGCUACAAUUUUUGGCGUACUGUAAAAUAUUAGCUAUGAGUUGCAUUUCGUUGGCGUGCGUAAACAUGGCCGGUACCAUUCCGGAUCCUUCCGAAGACUCGACAUUUUCGCAUGAUAAAAUUCCCGUAUCAUGACAUUAGUGUGUCCAACUUUGCUUCGUGGAACAGGUGGAUAAUCCGAGAGUCGCCAUCCGUAUAACCAAUUUGUGCAAUCCGGAUAAUAAAAACGCUCUUCUGGCAUAUCUUUCAGUCUAUCGUAAUCAGUGAACACGUUCACAUUAGAAUUUGUAAAUAAUAUUGCUUGACACGUUAGCUACCAAAAGGCUAUUAAUAAGCUUUUUAAUGCCUGUGCUGUAUCUAAAACAGCUUUAUGAUCUUCUUUUAAACAUUAAUCUCCAAAUAGUUAAAUAAACUGUACUGUUUCAGACAAUUUGUAAGCUUAGCAUAAAAAUUCAGUGAAAUUAAAGGAACUUAUUUAAUAAGACAAUGUCAACGUGUUAAAGAAACUGUUAUCGUCAUCGAACAAUUAUUUAAUAUGUCACAUUAACUAGCAUAAAUAAAUAAUCCUCAUAGCUAGCUAUAAGUUAAGCGUUAAUGAAAGCCGAAAGAGUAUGAGAAGCAGAACCUUUUGUUAAGAUAAUUUUCAGCAGUUAUGAAGCUAGGUGCACCUUCGUACAGGGUGGCCCUGACUUGAGGAUCAAUUGGUUUCAUAAUGUUCAUAUCGACAGAGCCAUCAGAUUUGUCGGGUCUCCAAUUUGGUAAUGGCUUCAAAUGUAUCUAAAAAUUGUAGAAGUCAUCUAAUUUUCAAUAAGCGACAAAUGCAACUUAUUGAACUGCGGAUUUUUCUGCUUUUGCAAGUCAUCUAAAUUUUUAAGAAAUAUGAAAAUGUAUGUAUUCAACAAGAAUGUGAAUUUCAAUGAAGUUCUACAAUCUACUCGUUCCUGGAUUGCAAAUUGUAUUAGAUUUGCACAAAGUAUAAAUCUCUAUGAAAUAUUAAUAAACCACGAUAACUGCGCGUGAAUCGUUGAAUAAUAGGCAUACAAUUUCUAGUUUUCAUAAAAAUCCUCAGUACAAUAUGUAUUCAUCCGUUGCAGUGCUUAGCAUAAUUAAUCGUAUGUACAGUGCUCGAUUGUUUUUCUGGCUCAGGCGUGGAUAAUUCAACUGCUUUUACAGGUUCGGUAAUCUUCAACCGAUCCAAUAACUUCUGUUGAUUUUUUAAAAACCAUCUGAUACGUCCAGCCUCCUCUCUCUGUAUCAUCGCAACGUGAAACGCCUGACAACGAGCAUCGCAAAUACCUUUAUUCGCCAUAUCGUGAUUUUGUUACGCACCAUCGACGAUGACUACUAAUUUAUUGUAAAAGUCACAUUUAGAAUAAAAUUUUGUAUUGCUCUGAAGUGAAA
Messenger RNA from Megalopta genalis, 3726 nucleotides. RefSeq lists its product as uncharacterized. NCBI's taxonomy places the organism in Eukaryota, Metazoa, Arthropoda, Insecta, Hymenoptera, Halictidae. The record is from RefSeq and is a predicted model, not a curated record.